Messenger RNA from Catharus ustulatus (Swainson's thrush), 2624 nucleotides. Its product is annotated as actin filament-associated protein 1-like 2. Bases 179 to 2152 code for a protein of 657 amino acids. NCBI's taxonomy places the organism in Eukaryota, Metazoa, Chordata, Aves, Passeriformes, Turdidae. Gene Ontology annotation, biological process: regulation of interleukin-6 production; positive regulation of epidermal growth factor receptor signaling pathway; positive regulation of DNA-templated transcription. The record is from RefSeq and is a predicted model, not a curated record. Gene Ontology annotation, molecular function: SH2 domain binding; SH3 domain binding. The transcript is spliced from 17 exons. Gene Ontology annotation, cellular component: cytosol.
CCCGAUUCCAACCCAAAUCCCGAUCCCAAUCCCAAUCCAGACCCCAAUCCUGCCCUGAUCCCGGUCCCGACCCCAUUCCCGACCCCAUUCCCGACCCCAAUCCCGGUCCCAGUCCCGAUUCCAACCCCAAAUCCCGUUCCCGCCCCUGAGCCCGGCGCGAUGUGAGCGCUCCCGCACCAUGUCCCGGCAGCGAGACCUGGACAAGCUGCUGUCCGACCUGCGCUCCUUCCUGCUCCUCCUGGACCGCGAGAGCCUCAGCGCCGCCGCUCGGGCCAAGAAAAAAUCGGUGUGGGAGCUGCUGCGGCGGCUGCAGAGCCCCCCGUCAGAGGAUGCAGAGUACAUGAUCAUGCGCUGCCUCUCGCCCUCCCCGGGGACCCCGCAGGGCCGGAGCAGCCCGGGAUGCAGGACGGAGGAUGCAGAGGGAGGGAGAGACUGCGAGUGCAGCCCGGGCAGCGCGCUGAGCCCGCACGGAGGGAACAAAGCACCGGGGGUCCCCCCGACCCCCCCAACCGAUGAUUCCUACGAAGACGCCGAACCCCCCGGUCCCGGCAGGAGCGGCGGCGGUGACAGCGACAGCAGCCACUACGAGUCGUACGGAGAGGAGGAAGAGGAGGAGGAGGGGGUGACAGAUCGGGCCCAUUACCUGCGCUGGCCAUCGGCCACCAAAGCCGAGCCCGAGCACCCCGGGCGCCCCGAGGCGCAGCUCUGCGGCUUCCUCUGGAGGAAACGAUGGCUCGGGCAGUGGGCAAAGCAGCUUUUCAUCGUCCGGGAGCACGUGCUGCUGUGUUUCAGGUGCGCCGCGGACCUGCAGCCGCUGCUGGAGCUGGACCUGCGCGGCUGCCGCGUCACCUACAAGGACAAGAGGGGCACGAAGAUGCCACACGCGCUGAAGGUGACAGGGACGGCGGGAGAGGUGCUGGUCAUCGGCUUCCAGAGCCGGCAGCAGGCUGAGGACUGGAGGAAGGUGAUCGAGGAGGUGAGCAGCGAUGCUCCCAGCGGGCUGGCAGCUCUCAGUGUCCCCGCGUCACCUCCCUCGAGGCUCCGCAGGCCUGCAGCAUCCCAGCUCGGCAAGGAGGAGCAGGAGGAGGAGAAUCGCUCCCGGCAGAGCCCAGCCCGCAGCCCGCGGCACGGAGAGGAUCCCAAAGGAGGGUUCCUGGCCGUGCGGCUGCGCGGGCGCUGGCAGCGCCUGUGGUGCGCGGUCCGGCACGGAGCCCUGCGCAUGUUCCCGGAGCCCGGCGCUGCCCAGCGCCCCGUCUGUGCCCUGCGCCUGGACGGCUGUGAGGUGUCCCCUGGAACGGCCACCGGCUCCCCCCAAAACCUCCGGAUCCGAAUCGCCCAGCGCGGCCGGGAGCUCGCCCUGCUGCAGGCCCGUUCGGAUGAGGAGAGGGAAGCCUGGCUGAAGACCCUGCAGGCCAGGGAGCCAAAGAAGGGGGACGGGCCCCCCCCGAGACCCCCGAGGCCGAGCAGCCGCCCUGCCGGGGGGCUGCUCCUGCGCCGUGUCCCGACCCCCAACACCUACAUGGACGAUCCCUUCGGGCCUCCCCCACCGGCCGAGACCCCCAAACAACAUCUGUACUCCAACGCGGAGCGGCUGCAGCAGCUGCAGCAGAGCCUGGACCGGGCGGCGCAGGGGCAGCGCAGGAGACCCGUGUCUGCCCUGCCCAGCUGUGACAGCCCCGCCGCGGGCAGUGCCCGGCCCCCGAGGGCAGCACCCGGGACGUCUCUCCGCGCCAGACCUGCCAGCGCACAGCUGCCAAAGGACACCCCCAACCUCCGGAGCGGGGAUUUCUCCCUCUCCCAGCACACCCUGACCCUGCCCGAGAGGAAGGGGACGCGGGAUGGCCUCGAUGUCCUCAUCGGGAAAAAAGCUUUUCCCAAGCUGGAGGAGAAGGUGGAGCAGCUGGAGAGCCGAGUGAAGGGCAGGCUGAAAGCCGGCUCCGAGAUGAACCUGCUGGCCCUCGGCAAAUCAAUCAAGGGUCACAUCGCGGCCACCGCCAGCUCGGCCGGCUCCGAGGGUUCGUUCCUCAGGCCGCUGCUGAAGCGCUCCACAUCAGCCCGGAGCGCGCUGCGCCCGCCGCCGUCCCCGCGCAUCGCGGGCACGGGGAAUGUGAUGCAGAAAACGAAGGAGUGGGAGAUGAAGUCGGCGAUGUGAGCACGGAGCGUCGGGCUGCGCGUGGAUCGUGCAGGGCCUGCCUGGGUUCAGCCUGGAAUUUGAUUUUUUAGCCGUCGCUAUCAACGCUACAACUACGCACAUCUAUUUUUUAUAUGCAGAUAUAUCGGUACACACUUAGCAGCUCUCCACCCGUGGGUUUCCAGUCUCUCCCCCUGCAUCCCCACCCAUCCCAGCGCCUCGUUUUUGGGGUAUAAAUUUGGGAUAAAAUCGGGAGCUGCUGGCUCUGUCCCCAGUCCAUCAGCAGGAAUUCAAUCCCCCUGCCAGCACCCCAAAUUUGCAGGGAUGGGGAUGGAUCCAGCAGCUGUGGGGGACACAAAUUUGGGAGGAAUCCGAUUGUCCAUUCCCUGGAGUCAGCGGGACCCGGGCUGGGCCCUGGGCGCUUUUCCAACAGCUGAGCUGGUCAGGGCUUGGUUUGAACUGGAGAAAUGUUAUUUUUUUUAAAGGGUAAUAA